GCGGCCCCCGGUUGGAUGCCCGCCCCGGACGGCGCCUAUGCCGAGUUUCUGGCCGCGGCCGCGGCGGUGCCGGAGGCGCUACCGAGGCCAAUACCCCUGGAGCGCGACCUACGCGUGGUAUUGAACCUUCCGAAGCAGGAAGCCGAGAAGGAAGUGGUGGUG
Messenger RNA from Symbiodinium pilosum, 162 nucleotides. Lineage: Eukaryota; Dinophyceae; Suessiales; Symbiodiniaceae. The record is from the annotation of a GenBank genome assembly.